This is a messenger RNA of Camelina sativa (false flax), 1561 nucleotides long. RefSeq lists its product as uncharacterized. The record is from RefSeq and is a predicted model, not a curated record. NCBI's taxonomy places the organism in Eukaryota, Viridiplantae, Streptophyta, Magnoliopsida, Brassicales, Brassicaceae.
CAUAUGUAAAGCCUCCAUCACCAUAAUGGGCCCAUGUAUGAUUCUGUUUUAAAAGGCCCAUACAACACUGACCACAUUUUUUAAAUCCUCUAUAUAAAUACACAUCUCUCACAAAGCUUUAUUUUACUUUUGUUUUGUAGAUAAGAACCAAACCACCGAACUAAACAGUAAACACACAAUUUUGAAAUUCCCAAAGCCAAAUUCAAUUCAAUGCCUCUUCUUCUCCUUACCUCUUUCUUUAAAUCUACCGCCACCGUCGUAAUCGCCGGCGUUUUAUCCAUCGCGGCGGCGGUGAUUUUCACGGUUCCUCCAGUUUCGCAUUUCGUGGUUUCUUCUUUUCCGAUCGUAUACGAUAACACUGUCUUCCUCUUGAAACCACCGUACCUUUACUUAGUUAUCAACUGUAUCAUCGUUUCCAUCGUCGCUACUUCUAAGCUCACUCAUUAUAAAUCAUCCUCCUCCUCCGUAGAUGAGAUUUUGGAAGUUGUGACGCCGGUGGUACUGGUACCGGUUCAGGUACUACCUUCUAGUUCUGAUAUCGAUACCGGUUAUUUAAACGUGGUUGAUCAUGUUGUUUCUGGUUAUACCGGAUUUGUUGAGAAAACCGAUGAUGAUGCCCCGGUUAAUCAGACGGUUGGAGAAGAUAAUCUGAAGUUUCCAGAAGUCGUUCGUGAGAUUCAGCAUACGGAGAUGUCAAAACCGAGUAGUGACUCCCCGGAACCGGAGCCGGAGAAGGUAAAACCAAAGAAUGUUUCGCCGUCGGAGGUUUCGAUUCCGAAGCAUAGUACGAGAAAACCGCCGAGAUUUAACCAGCAAAAACCGAUUAAAUCUGGUUCUGAAGGUGGGAAUAAAAAGUCAGCAGCGGCGUUGGGAGUGACAAAGCCACUGAAGAGGGAAGACACGCUGGAGACGACGUGGAAGAAGAUAACGGAAGGACGUUCGACGCCGUUAACGAAGCACCUGACUAAAUCCGACACGUGGCAAGAAAGAGGUCACGCGCCAAAACAAAGCUCACCAGAGGAGGAGAAUAAGAAGAAGAAGAAGAAGGAGAAGAUGACCAAGUCCGAUAAUUUAAACGACGUGAAUGAGGAGAAGACGGUGUUGUUGAAACGUGAGCCGUCGCCGGGGCAGGAGGAGCUGAAUCGGCGUGUUGAAGCGUUUAUCAAGAAGUUUAACGAAGAGAUGAGAUUGCAAAGACUAGAAUCUUUGGCUAAAUACAACGAAAUGGUAAAUGGAGGGACUCGUUUGUAAAUUUUCUCUUUUUUUUUUUUUUUUUUUUUUUUUUUGGUUUAGCUGUCGUCGGUGAAGGAGAAAAUGACGGUACGGUACAGUCGCAAAAGUUGACUUGACUUGCUUUUUUAGGGGUUUAUGAUUUUCGUCGAGGGAACAAAAUUUUCAAAAAUAAUGCAAAAGAUGUGUUAUUUAUGUGAUUGUUAAUGUUUCUUGGCGUCGAAAAUGAAAUGUGAACAGUAGUGACUAGUGUAGUGAUCGAAUCUAUUGUUUUUCUAAUCAUUGUAAUAUUACAUUAUACACAAUACUUUAUAUACUUAAUGUUUUUUUU